AUGCGGUCUGACUCUUUUGGUUGCAGGUGUUACCGCUUUGAUAGGCGGAAUCAUCGAGAUGGUCUCGAAGCGCUUGGCCAAUGUCUUCGCCACUGCACGUUCCUGGCUGUUGACGUAGAGUUUUCAGGAACUGGCGAGGAUCCCGCGGUCCACUCUGCGGACCUCAGUGUACGCUAUGAAGCCCUUCGCCGCUUAGCGGGGACGAGCGCAAUUUUCUCAGUCGGGAUCGUUUGCUUCACCGCCAAGUGCGAGGAGCUGCACAGAGCGAUUUGCGGCCUCAGUGAGGUAACCGCGGACCGGGAAGCGCUUCAGGUGCAAGUGCCAGCAGUCUGUGCCUAUCAGGCCCACGUCUUGGAGUUUUACUUUCACUGUCAGGAUGCUUUUACGAUAUCCGGUGAUACUGCAGCUUUUUUGGUACGGCAUGGUAUGGACUUUAACAGAGUGUUCGCACACGGGAUUCCGUACCGGCGCGUCGCUGCUGCUGAAGACGCGCUCCAUGAGGCAGCUCGUGCAGUGCCAGCUCCUGGAGGCACAACCGAGGAUGCAGCGUCUCAGUCGGGUUUCGGUCAUAUCAGCGUUGCCCGCGAACGCGGCUUGGGUGCCGAGCGCACACCAGAGCCCAAGCGUCUUCGUCGCCGGACCCAGAGGCAUCGUGGAUGCAACUCGACAGCGCAGCCCGCGGCCGAGCCGCUGCAUGUACUGAGCGUCCUCCUGGGCAGCGGUAAACCCGUCAUUUUCCACAACGGACUCUAUGAUCUGUUGCUUAUGUUUGCGGCGUUCGAAGCGCCGCUACCGCCGAGCGUCGAAGAAUUCAGGACGCAGCUAGCAACGCGGUGUCCCGGCUACUUUUUCGAUACGAGAGUGCUGGGAGAGUUCGUGCCCGCACGUCUACGUGAUUGUCCCGCAUAUCUGGAGUACGUCUUUCGCAAAUAUGAGCGUCGAUGGUUUCGGACCCAACGAGGUGUCCGGAUAGAAUUUCCGGAGCUCGCAGCGCCCGGUUACGUCUCCAAGAAAGCGACAAUUUAUGGGUCGCGAGCCGCAGCUUCUCCCGCUGCGAUCCCUCGAGUCUGCAAGCGGUAUGCGCGUUCAGGACAUUGCCGCUUGGAUGGAGACUGUCGUUUCUCUCACGACAUCGAUCAAAUCAUUGACGCAGAUGAAGCUUCAAAAACUGAAACAGGUGACGGCUUCGAUGAAGCAGUUGCAGUAGAGGCAUGCCAACCCAACGGCGGGCACGCUGUGCGAGAGAUGGAGAGUGCAUGUACCCUGGACACGAGUCCCGCAGCCAUCUGCGAGACCCUGAAGUCGCAGCAUAUAUCGCUGGACUUGAGUGAAUCUUUGGGGAUACCGGUUUCAGAACGGCCAACGGAGCAGCCUUCAUCGGUGGAUGCGUUUGUCACGAGUUUCUCUCCGGAUGAAUCGGAACACCUCGAGGACAGGUCUGCUGGACAGAAACCUCCUGAAACUUACCCCAAACGGUCGAAUGAUCCAGUCUCUGGCUGUCGAGCAGCAGCAACAGCAGCGUGUCAAUCAUCCUUGGGUAACAGUAUGUUUGUCGCUGGCGAUGAUAACGCAGAGGCAGCGCGCUUCGCGUCGAUGCCUCCGUUGCAUGCGGACGCUGCUUCGGGCGAUGCCCAGAGUGCUACGUUGGACAGGGCAGCCCAUUCGGCAGGAUAUGACGCUUUCUGCACCGGUUACGUCUUUGCGAGCAUGUUGGCGUUGCCCAGUGUGCAACUUGCGCGAGUUUCUUCCUUUGCGAACAGGAUUUAUCUCACAGGCAGUGCACCCCAGACGCUCUGUCUAACACCCGGGAGCUCACCGGUCGCUUCACAGCUGGAACCAGUAAUAAACAGUGGCGCGGGAGACUCUUGA
This is a messenger RNA of Cyanidioschyzon merolae strain 10D, 1869 nucleotides long. RefSeq lists its product as hypothetical. The record is from RefSeq and is a predicted model, not a curated record. Gene Ontology annotation, biological process: snRNA 3'-end processing. Gene Ontology annotation, cellular component: cytoplasm; Cajal body. Gene Ontology annotation, molecular function: metal ion binding; 3'-5'-RNA exonuclease activity; snRNA binding. Lineage: Eukaryota; Rhodophyta; Bangiophyceae; Cyanidiales; Cyanidiaceae. The transcript has a single exon. The coding region runs from base 1 to 1869 and encodes 622 amino acids.